Messenger RNA from Triticum turgidum subsp. durum (durum wheat), 465 nucleotides. Lineage: Eukaryota; Viridiplantae; Streptophyta; Magnoliopsida; Poales; Poaceae. The record is from the annotation of a GenBank genome assembly.
AUGUCAAGUGGGACCUCGUUCACGUCGAGCCAAGGGACCCGGAGCUCCAGGUCCGCCGAGGAUUGCCCGGACCUCCGGGCCCAGAUGGAGAAGAGGAGGAAGAGGAGGAAAGAGUCCAACCGGGAGUCGGCACGCCGAUCUAGGGUGCGCAAGCAACAACACCUCGACGACCUCUCCUUGCAGGUGGAUCAGCUCAAGAACCAGAGCCAACAAAUGAACAUGGUGCUGGGCAUGACCACCCAAAACCUUGUGGCGCUGCAAGCACAGAACUCGGUGAUGCAGACACAGAAGAUGGAGCUGGAGAGCAGGCUGUGCGCCCUGGGCGAGAUCAUCUGCUGCAUGAACUCUAUCACUAGCACAGCGAACCCCGUCGCCGCCAUGGGCGCCACAACAAGCAGUGCCUAUGACAUUUUUGGCGCCGGCAGCACAUGGAGCCAGCCCAUAGACUUGUACCAGUGCUUCUAA